CUGAGCGCGGAGAGGGAAAGUCACAUGACUGAGAACACUGCGGUCACGUGAUUUCGUUUACGGGAUUGUUACAGAAAACUUGUAACUACACGGUUUGUGUUGGUUUGCUCAUGACGGAGGUGUCAGGCUGUUAUAACAUCACAUGUCUGAAGAAGCUACAGUAGUCUGAGAUUAGUUUAACGCUCUCCUUGUGGACUAAUAAGAGUAACAGAGUGGAAUCAUGCGUGGCCUCAUCUGUGGACCUAAACUCGCCGCCUGUGGGAUCGUGUUGAGCAUGUGGGGGGUUGUCAUGUUGGGCUUGCUGGGCAUUUUCUUUACAACACAUUCAGCAGUACUGAUUGAAGAUGUGCCUUUGACAGAGGAAGACACAUUUAAAGAUUUAAAUCCACCCCAGAGGGCCUAUGAUGUGUACCAAAAGGUGGGCUACAACUGCUUCAUCGCAGCUGCUAUGUAUGUGGUGUGUGGACUGUUCUCCUGGUGCCAGAUGAGGCUCAAUAAGAAGAAGGAGUAUCUUGUGCAGUAGUGCCACCUGGUGGAAGGAUAACCUCCCAGCAGCCCACUGCCAGCGGGAGGGACGUGUUGAUUCUCACCUGUUCUCUCAGGAUUUCAGUGACCUUGUCAAAGGGGACGAGAUUGGACACUUUGAGAACAUGAAGCAAUGUGAUUUAUUAAUUCUAAGAUUAAAGUAAUUCUACCUCUGAUUACAAGUGUUAGAACUGUUUGAUUAUACUGCUGGAUUGUAAUAAAAGCUGUAAAACACUUUUGUGUACUUCUUAAAUCAGAGAGUAUAUUUGUAAUCCUUGUCAGUGACCAUGUGACUGUGUUGGGAAUGUUGAUAAUGAAAUUAAAUCAUUUCUGUCAGCGUA
Oreochromis aureus is the source of this 866-nucleotide messenger RNA. Its product is annotated as ribonuclease kappa-A-like. The transcript has 5 exons. NCBI's taxonomy places the organism in Eukaryota, Metazoa, Chordata, Actinopteri, Cichliformes, Cichlidae. The record is from RefSeq and is a predicted model, not a curated record. The coding region runs from base 221 to 523 and encodes 100 amino acids. Gene Ontology annotation, molecular function: RNA endonuclease activity.